This is a messenger RNA of Penicillium cosmopolitanum, 1263 nucleotides long. Its product is annotated as pyridoxal phosphate-dependent transferase. NCBI's taxonomy places the organism in Eukaryota, Fungi, Ascomycota, Eurotiomycetes, Eurotiales, Aspergillaceae. The transcript has a single exon. The record is from RefSeq and is a predicted model, not a curated record. Bases 1 to 1263 code for a protein of 420 amino acids.
AUGGCUCCAGUGAGCGUAUCCUCCACGCGUGUCGAAGAGUCCACCAUCCACUCAAAGCACGAGAUUCAGAUUCCCCGGUCAUCAAUUGAGAAGUUCGAAAUAUACCGCCGCCUCGUUCCUCUCGUGUCCGAACAAAAUAUUAUCCAUGUCAACGCAGCAUUUAUGCCACCUUCCAAUCUGAUUGUGCGUGAUGCAAUAGAUCAAUUUUGCAACCAAGGUCUACAUCACCAAUCACCUAAGGCCAAAUGGAAGAGCGAUGUUGAAGAGCUGCGAGGGCUGGUUGCGAAAUAUCUCAAAACAAAGCCAUCGUCCCUUGCUUUCACACGAGACACCACCGAGGCGAUGGGCUCUUUCAUGAACAGUCUCAACUUUCGUCCCGGGGACAAUGUAGUCAUUUUGGACUGCGAGCAUCCAAACCAAGCAUAUGGAUGGCUCUCGCUUCGCAAAGCUGGACUUGAAGUGAGGCAAGUGCCUACAAUGCAAGAUGGCAACGUGGCUGCUAACGCUGCAACUUUCGCUCCGUACGUGGACGAACGAACAUGUGCAAUCGGCCUUAGCUCAAUCAUGUUCCACAACGGGCAAUGGAAUGAUAUUGCCGAUGUCGUUGCAGCCUUCAAGCCGCAAGGGAUCCAUAUCCUUGCAGACUUGACUCAACAGGUUGGUUUCACGGAUUUGGACAUCCAUGAAUUAGGGGUCUCUGCCGCAGCAUUCAGCUUGCACAAAGGAUUCAACACACCCACGGGGCUAGCUGUUAUGUACGUGAGUGAUGAGUUUCUCAUGGCAGUUGACCCUGUGCCACCCAUCGUUGGCUACGGCUCCAUAUCCACUCCUUCUGAAGAUUUCCAAGUUCCAUCUGGUCCAAUUUCCUUUCAUCCGACUGCUCAAAGAUAUGAGCAUGCAAACAUGUGCUUAAUUGGUGCUGUUGCUGCAAAGGCCUUUCUUCAAUUACAUCUGGAUGUUAUGAAUCCCGGAAACAUCCAGGGCCAUCUGUACAGGCUUGGUGAUUUGCUUCGUUCGGGGUGUGAGCGACUUGGAGUGGAUAUUCUCGGACCUGUCGAUCAACAGCAUCACGCUCCUCAUUUGUAUACCCUGAAACUGUACAAUCCCGAAUGGUGUGAAUUUUUCAAGGCCAAUAACGUGGUAGUGUCCACUUUUCGCUGGGGAGUGAGAGUCUCUUUUGGAUUUUACAACAAUGAGACAGAUGUGAAACGGUUUCUUAAUAUCAUCAAACGAGGGUUCGAGGAAGGGAUUUUAGAAGACUAG